AUGAUUGAUUUCCUAUGGAAUCGAUCGUCGCAAGAAAUUCGUAACGAAUAUGGAAAUGAUUUUAAUGUGAAAGCGAAAGCAUUCGCAAGUGAAAUGCUUUCAAAGUUUUUGUCGAAAGAUACAGCAAAGGUUAUCGAUGCUUACUAUGAAGCCAUCGUUGCGAGACGACCAAAGCUUUCCUAUCGAAUUGGUUGGGACACGUCGCUAAUCUUCUAUCCAUACUCAUUCAUGCCACUAAGGGUACAGUGUCAUCUGAUGAAGUUCUUAAUGAAUUGGUUUGGAGCACCUGUACGGAAGCAACCGGUUAGGAAACAGGAAACCUAG
This is a messenger RNA of Brugia pahangi, 324 nucleotides long. The record is from the annotation of a GenBank genome assembly. NCBI's taxonomy places the organism in Eukaryota, Metazoa, Nematoda, Chromadorea, Rhabditida, Onchocercidae.